This is a messenger RNA of Melitaea cinxia (Glanville fritillary), 689 nucleotides long. Its product is annotated as acyl-CoA:lysophosphatidylglycerol acyltransferase 1-like. Gene Ontology annotation, molecular function: acyltransferase activity. Lineage: Eukaryota; Metazoa; Arthropoda; Insecta; Lepidoptera; Nymphalidae. Gene Ontology annotation, cellular component: endomembrane system. Bases 78 to 689 code for a protein of 203 amino acids. The record is from RefSeq and is a predicted model, not a curated record. The transcript has 4 exons.
AGGCGAAACGAGAGCAGUCCCUGGUUGAACUAAAAGAACACAUUCACCGGUACUACGUACCGCUAGGGAGACAAUUGAUGGUACUUUUCCCCGAGGGAGGUUUCUUGCACAAGAGGAGAGAAAUCAGUCAAAGGUUCGCCGAAAAAAACAAUCUGCCGAAGUUGGAGUACGUCUCUCUGCCGCGCGCCGGUGCGAUGAAGAUCAUCAUGGAGGAGGUCGGCCCUCAACGUGAGCAAGUCGCGAGCACAUCGAAGCAAGACAACAAAAAAGAUGACUUCAACCAGAACAACACGAAGAUCGUAGACCCAAAGAGCGGUGACAGCAUUGAAUGGAUCCUCGACGUGACCAUCGCAUACCCAGAUCGUAUUCCCCUACAUUUACAAGAUAUUGUCUGCGGGACACGACCACCUUGCACCACACACUUACAUUACAGGCUCUACCCAAGUAGUGAGGUACCAACAGACACAGAAGGUAUGACUCAAUGGCUGUAUGACAGAUUUAUAGAAAAAGACAAAAUGCUCGAAGAAUUUUAUCGUACAGGGCAGUUUCCGUCAACGGGGAAUAAUCCUUCAGUAGCGAGGCAAGUGAGGCAGGACAAUCUACGCUAUCUCAUCUUGCAUUUAUUUUUUAUAGCGUCGACAUUUUUACAAUACAAAACACUGUGUGAACUGUGGAGCUAUUUCUGGUAA